Molecule: messenger RNA, 1425 nt
Organism: Acanthocheilonema viteae
Lineage: Eukaryota; Metazoa; Nematoda; Chromadorea; Rhabditida; Onchocercidae
Source: the annotation of a GenBank genome assembly
AUGUACAUUGAAUUAACAGCUAAAGGUGUUCAAGAACGAUUAUUUGUUAUUGAUGGAUUAUUGAAUAAGGCUCGUUCAGCUGGCAUAUCAAUGUUUGUGAAAACACCAUUUAUUUUUGAUAUUCAACAUGAUUUACAGGUACAUGUUAUAGAUUUACAGGUGAUGUCAACAGUAAUGAUAGCAUUCAGUUUACUUCUUUGUUGUGUUUGCACUUUAUCGCUAUUUCUUUUUGGUAUACCAUCACUAACUGUAUUGGUACUAUUAUCUAAUUUAUCGGUCAUUAUUGGUGUUAUUGGUUUUGCAACUUAUUGGAUGAUUCCAAUUAAUGCUAUCACAUUAUUUAUGGCUUUAGCUGGAAAUGCAUUAACCACUACAAUUGUUUCCUAUUUCUGUUAUAAUUUUGCAACUGCUGGAAAGAGGCAGAAAACUGGCGAACAACGAGUACGCUAUUCUUUUCAGUCAUGCUUAUUCCCGAUAACUUUGGCAUGUUUUGUACCGGUCAUGGCAUAUUUACCAUUAUUAUUGACUGGUUUACCUGUAAUGAUGCAUGUCUUCAAGAUAUUGAUACUCUCUUCAUUUAUCACUUACAUUCAUUUAUUACUUUUCCUUCCAAAUACGAUGAUAUUUCUCACCGAGCAAAUUCCAUCAUUUUUCUCAUCGUUACAAGACGUUUGCGACGAAUGCUGCUGUUACUGUUUUGAUAUUGAAGAAGAUUCCGGUAGCAUUUAUUAUAUACCAACCGGUGGUCGUAACAGUUCACAGCAUAAUGGUUUAGCAAAGCAAUAUUCCUAUGCACUAACGGUACCACCAACUACCCGUGGUAUGUUGCUACCACCAAAAGCAACGGGUUAUUUACCAGUAACUGCAACAGUUGCUCCAGCCUUGGUUCCCGAUAUACUUCCUUAUCAACCGAAUCCAAUUGUUAGUAUUGAAAAUUAUCGAUCAGCUAAAAGUCGACGUCGUGAAAAUAGCGAGCAAUCUCUCAGUUUACCAUCAUCACCACGAGUAACUCAAUCUAAUCGGCAAACACCACGACGUGAACGGCGACGAUUAACCAUCGAUGAUCAUUCACCAAAUGAUGAAUCAAUCUAUGAGGAACCACCAUCAUUGUCAUCAAAUUUACCAGAUUCACAUUCACCAAUGCAAUCACGACGUUAUGAAGGAAGAAAACCGGAAAGGAGACAGUCUAAUUCAUCUACCUCACGAUAUAUUUUACGUGAUGAGCGAUCAUCGGGACGAGAUUCGGCAAUUGAAUUACGUUCGAAUUGGAAGCAAUAUUUAAUCGAUGGUAAUUUACGGCAGACUACCGGUGUUGUUGUUUCAGCUUCUCCAUCUUCCACUCCACAACCAAUGAUGUAUUAUUCGACACCUGCACCUGCCUAUCAGGCACAACCACCGCGCUAUAGUCGUGAUAAAAGAUUUUAA